Molecule: messenger RNA, 1695 nt
Organism: Penicillium cataractarum
Lineage: Eukaryota; Fungi; Ascomycota; Eurotiomycetes; Eurotiales; Aspergillaceae
Product: DNA topoisomerase 3
Exons: 5
Coding region: 1-1695 (564 amino acids)
Biological process (GO): DNA topological change
Cellular component (GO): nucleus
Molecular function (GO): DNA topoisomerase type I (single strand cut, ATP-independent) activity; DNA binding
Source: RefSeq, a predicted model, not a curated record
AUGACUAGCGUGCUCGGUCAUCUAACUGGCCUGGAAUUUGAUCGUCAGUACAAGGGUUGGAUGUCCUGUCCACCCGGAGCUUUGUUCGAAGCUCCAGUUCAGGAAGAUGUUGAUAAGGACAAAAAGCCUAUUGCGGACAACAUUCGGAAUCAGGCUAAGUACAGUAAAGCACUGUUCAUCUGGACUGAUUGUGAUCGUGAAGGCGAGCAUAUCGGGGCCGAGGUUCGCAAUCAGGCAAAAGCUGGCAAUGCUCGAAUCGAGGUUAAGCGAGCCAGCCAUGUUCUUCAAGCGGCUCGAGAGCCUGUUGAACUUGAUGAGUUCCAGGCAAAUGCAGUUGCCGCUCGGAUUGAGCUUGAUUUGCGAAUCGGCGCUGCCUUUACUCGUUUGCAGACUCUCCAGCUUCAGGCCGUGUCAGCCGUCCUGAAGGAAAAGGUCAUCAGCUACGGAUCAUGUCAGUUCCCCACGUUGGGAUUCGUGGUCGAUCGAUACCUCCGAGUCCAGAACUUCAAAGCCGAGACUUUCUGGAGCAUCAAGGUCAUGCUUUCGCGAGAAGGCAAAAAGGUCAAUUUCCUCUGGAAACGUGUUCAUCUCUUUGAUCGUGCAGCCGUCACAAUGAUGCUGGAACGGUGCCUCAUGGCAAAGCAGGCGAGAGUUACGAAAGUUAACCAGAAACCGAAGAGUAAAUGGCGACCUCUUCCUUUGACAACGGUGGACCUUCAAAUGAUGGGCAGUCGUUUCCUUCGCCUAGACAGUCAAACCAUCAUGAAGGUCGCCGAGGCACUUUACACGAAGGGAUACAUCAGCUAUCCCCGUACCGAGACGGACCAAUUCGACAAGGCCAUUGAUCUGAAGAAGCUUGUCGAGAAACAAUUUCCGGAUAAUCAAUGGGGUCAAUAUGCCAAAGACCUUAUUGAUGGCAAAUUUCGGACCCCUCGAUCUGGCCGUAACAACGAUAAGGCCCACCCUCCCAUUCAUCCAGUCUGCUGGGUAUCACCUAGCCAACUGAACGCCAACGAGAAAAAGGUCUACGAAUUCGUGGUCCGGCGUUUCCUAGCUUGUUGCUCGGAUGACGCCAAAGGCCAAGGAACUGAUAUUGAAAUCCAAUACGGAGAGGAAUUCUUCCACGCCAGUGGCCUGAUCGUUUUGGAGAGGAACUACCUCGAUGUCUAUGUCUACGACAAAUGGGAAAGCAGCCAGCAACUUCCCAAUUUCGAGAGAGGAGAAAUGUUCGAACCCACCGAGGCAAAUAUCUCCGAGGGUAAAACAACGGCGCCGAAUUACUUGACCGAGCCCGAGCUUAUCGGUCUUAUGGAUGCCAAUGGCAUUGGUACCGAUGCGACAAUGGCUGAACAUAUCGCCAAAAUCAAGGAACGAGAAUACGUCGUGGUGCACCCCCGUGGCAGCGGCAGAAGCAAAGUUGAAGAGCUCAUUCCCACGAGGUUAGGCGUUGCACUUGUGGAGGGAUAUGAUAAUGUGGUAGCAGGCCUUCCCAACAGCAUCUCGCUCAGCAAGCCCUUCCUUCGUAAAGAAAUGGAACUGCGAAUGCUCGAGAUUUGUGCAGGGUCUAAGUCUCGGCAGGAGGUAGUACAGCAGAGUCUGGAUAUGUACCGGGAAGUCUUUAUUCAUACUCAACGGCGGAUCGAGAUGCUCAAAGCAGCGUGCCGGAAGUACCUUAACGAGCAACCAGCGUCAUGA